Corylus avellana is the source of this 2448-nucleotide messenger RNA. RefSeq names its product G-type lectin S-receptor-like serine/threonine-protein kinase SD2-5. Gene Ontology annotation, molecular function: ATP binding; protein serine/threonine kinase activity. The record is from RefSeq and is a predicted model, not a curated record. Gene Ontology annotation, biological process: protein phosphorylation. Lineage: Eukaryota; Viridiplantae; Streptophyta; Magnoliopsida; Fagales; Betulaceae.
CUUUUGUUACAAACCUGUUCUGCUAUCACUCCAAAUAUCGGCCAGAUAUAUCCAGGAUUCCAAACAUCUCAGAUGGUUUGGGUCGAGCACAGCGGGCAAUUCCUCUUAUCCAACAACUCAGGAUUCGCUUUCGGCUUCCACGAUACCCCAGAUAACGAUGAUGUCAUGACUAUGUUUUCUCUAGUAAUCAUUCACAUAUAUAGCUCCAAAGUGGUCUGGACUGCUAACAUAGGCUCAUUGGUUACCGGUUCUGAGAAUUUUGUGUUUGGCAAAAAUGGGAAUGUUUACUUGGAAGGCAAGAAGGGUGGUGUGGCUUGGUCUACAAACACAGCCGGAGAAGGAGCUACAGCAAUUGUAUUGCAGGAUUCCGGAAACUUGGUUUUGCUUGGUGACAAUGGAAAGAUUCUCUGGCAGAGUUUUAGCCAUCCCACAGAUACCCUUUUACUCGGCCAGCAAUUCGUGGAAGGAAUGCAGCUAAAAAGUACUCCCAACCGCAAUAACUUGUCUCAUUAUCUUGAAAUCAUGCCAGGCACUUUGGUCUUGUAUGCCAGAUAUGGGAGUACUCCACAAAUCUAUUGGUCUAUAGCAGAUGACAGCCGGAAAACCAAAAACAAUGCAACUGGCAAGGUUUACUCUGCAUCUUUGAUGUCCAAUUCAUGGAAUUUCUAUGAUCAAUGGGGAGCCUUACUGUGGCAGUUCAUCUUCACCAACCAUUCUGAUCAAUUGAAUGCCACGUGGGCUGCUAUUUUAGGCUCAGAUGGCUCAAUCUCAUUCUACAAUCUUCAAAUGGGGCAAUCUGUUACUCCUGAGGCCAUUAGAAUACCACAAAGUUCUUGCAGCAUUCCUGAACCUUGUGAUCCAUAUUAUGUGUGCUAUGUGAACAGCCAAAGCCAAUGCAAAUGCCCUUCUAUUCUCAGCUCUCAAUUUAGUUGCAAGCCUCGGAUUAUCUCAACCUGUAAUGGCUCCAAAAGCUCAGCAGAUCAGCUUUUAUAUGUUGGCGAGAAGCUCGAUUAUUUUGCACUUGGGUUUGUUACACCCUUUUUGAAAUCUGAUCUAUAUGCUUGCAAACAGGCUUGCCUUGCAAACUGCUCCUGCCUUGUUCUGUUCUUUGAAAGCAGUUCUGGAAGUUGCUUUCUCUUUGACCAGAUAGGAAGCUUGCAACAGGCUGAAGCAGGCUCUGCUGGUUAUUUUUCUUAUAUCAGGGUCUUAAGUAAUGGAGAUGGAGGGGUAAGUCCUGCAAGAGAGAAAAGCAGAACAGGAAGGAACAUUCUGGUUAUUGUGAUCAUUGUCUUUGCAACUGUUCUGGCUAUUGUUGGUCUUAUUUUUGCUGCAUUCUUGUACCACCGCAAAAGCAAGAUAAUAUUGGAAACUUCCCAGGACACUUUAGAAGACAAUAAUCUUUUGGACAGUCUUCAAGCAAUGCCAGUUCGUUUCAGUUAUAGUGAUCUUCACAGAGCAACUAAUAACUUCUCUAUCAAGCUUGGUGAAGGAGGGUUUGGUUCAGUCUACCUUGGUGUGCUCUCUGACGGUACCUUAUCUGCUGUGAAACAAUUGGAGCGCAUUGGGCAAGGAAUGAAAGAGUUCAGAGCUGAAGUUAGUCUUAUUGGGAGUAUCCACCAUGUCCAUCUGGUGCAGCUCAAAGGCUUCUGUGCUGAGGGAAAUCAUCAGCUUCUUGCCUAUGAGUACAUGGGUAAAGGAUCUUUAGAUAGUUGGAUUUUCAAUAAUAAUGAUGAAGACGGGCGUCACAUGUUGGAUUGGGAUACAAGAUUCAACAUUGCAGUGGGUACAGCAAAGGGAUUGGCUUAUCUCCAUGAGGAGUGUGAAGUGAAGAUUGUCCACUGUGAUAUAAAACCAGAAAAUGUUCUCCUGGAUGAUAAUUAUGUUGCAAAAAUCUCAGAUUUUGGUUUGGCUAAGCUUAUGGACAAAGAGCAAAGCCUUGUAUGUACACAGCUGAGGGGCACAAGAGGGUACCUUGCACCAGAAUGGAUCUUUAACUAUGCCAUAUCAGAGAAGAGUGAUGUAUAUAGCUAUGGAAUGCUCUUGCUUGAGAUCAUUGGAGGAAGGAAGAAUUCUGAUCCAACACAAAGUUCUGAGAGAGCCUAUCUUCCUUCUUAUGCCUUCAAGAUGAUGGAAGAAGAAAAAGUAAGAGAAAUUCUUGAUUCAAAACUAGAAGGUUAUGAAAACGAUCAAAGGGUUGCCACUGCUGUCAAAGUUGCACUGUGGUGCAUACAAGAAGACACCCAGUUGAGACCAUCAAUGACUAAGGUUGUUCAAAUGCUUGAAGGUCGUUGUGCAGUACCUCAGGCUCCAACCUCUUCUAUUUUGGGUUCUGAGCAUUCAAAUUUUGGUCAAUCAGGCAGUGAAUUGAUUACUGCCACAUCUAGAAUGAUUGAUUACAAUUAUAGUGACGCGCACCUCUUAGCGGUUCGCCUAUCAGGAGCGAGAUGA